Molecule: messenger RNA, 1329 nt
Organism: Rhodamnia argentea
Lineage: Eukaryota; Viridiplantae; Streptophyta; Magnoliopsida; Myrtales; Myrtaceae
Product: polyol transporter 5-like
Exons: 3
Coding region: 1-1329 (442 amino acids)
Biological process (GO): transmembrane transport
Cellular component (GO): membrane
Molecular function (GO): carbohydrate transmembrane transporter activity
Source: RefSeq, a predicted model, not a curated record
AUGUGGACGGGGGGUUUCUUCUCCAUCGGGACCCUCCUCAUGGGCUUGGCCUACAACAAUGCCUUAAUCACGGUGGGACGCAUUGUAAACCAGGUCAGCAUCGGCUCGGCCCUCACGAUCGCCCCCGUGUACAUCACUGAGAUCUCCCCUGACUCCUCCCGCGGCUCUCUCACCUCAUUACCUGAGAUUUUGGUUUUUCUUCAUGUUUCAAGGGCAUUCUUUUUGUCACGGGAAAAAUUAAAGCUAGGGAGGUGGCCAUCAACUUUGGCCACCAUCGGGGUCUUCACCAUGCCGGAGUCCCCCCGGUGGCUGGUCAUGCAAGGCCGCUCGGGUGACGCUAAUGACAUCCUAGAAAGGACGUACGACUCCCAGCACGAGGCCAGCCGGCGGCUGGCCGAGAUUGAGGAGGCUGUCGGCAACAUGCAAAGAACCGGGAGGGACGUUUGGCGGGAACUUUGGCUCCAUCGGUCUCCGUUUGUUUGGCACAUGAUCAUAUGCGUCCUUGGGAUCAACAUAAUCCAACAGGCCUUAGGUAUUGACAUUAUCUUGCUAUACAGCAAUCGCAUUUUCGAGAAGGCCGGCGUCACCUCUUCCAACGAAAAGCUCUUAUGGACCGUCAUAGUCCACAUUGUGAAAGCAACGUGCUUCCUCAUCGCCACGGGCUACCUUCACAAGGUCGGACGGAAGAAGUUGCUACUAGGAAGGAUUGGCGCGACGACUAUCAUGCUCGCCGCCCUCGGAAUUUGCCUCAACAUCAUCAGCGAUGCCGACAACAUCAUCGGCAACGCUGACAAGAGCCACGAGAAGCAUAAUUGGGCGGUGGCCUAUUGUACCCCUUUGUUGUUGUUAUACGUGGCAUCCGUCUCCAGUGGGGUUGGGCCGAUCGCUUCAGUGUAUAGCGUGGAGAUAUUCCCAUUAAGGCUCCGUGCGCAGGGAUAUGCAGUGGGCAUCGUCGUGAAAGAAGUGACGGGUUUAGCAUUGUCAACAAUAUUCUUACAGGAUUACCAUGCGACCACCGCCGUCUUCUCGUUCAUGGUGUGCGGGUUCUUCGUAUUCGCCUUUGUGUACUUUAUAAUGCCGGAGACGGAGGGGCGGGCAUUGGAGGAUAUAUGGAAGCUUUUCGUUGAGUACUUCGUGCGGAGGUCUACGGCGGGGGAGAGAGAACGGCAAAGGGACAUCGGAGCAGUAGAGGCAGCGGCGAUGGAGCUACAAAGGAACGUCGAAGCGAUGGAGGCAGGGACGAGGUCUACAGCAGGGGACAUAGAGCUGCAAAGGAAUACCGAAGCGGCAGAGGCAGCGGCAAGAGUAGACAUUGAGGCUUCACCUUAG